Messenger RNA from Manihot esculenta (cassava), 869 nucleotides. RefSeq names its product transcription and mRNA export factor ENY2. Gene Ontology annotation, molecular function: transcription coactivator activity; chromatin binding. The transcript has 5 exons. Gene Ontology annotation, cellular component: nuclear pore; SAGA complex; DUBm complex. The record is from RefSeq and is a predicted model, not a curated record. NCBI's taxonomy places the organism in Eukaryota, Viridiplantae, Streptophyta, Magnoliopsida, Malpighiales, Euphorbiaceae. Gene Ontology annotation, biological process: positive regulation of DNA-templated transcription; poly(A)+ mRNA export from nucleus; regulation of transcription by RNA polymerase II. The coding region runs from base 130 to 465 and encodes 111 amino acids.
GCAAAAGAAAACGAUGUCGUUUAAGAGACGUCGUAACUCGUAAACAAGUAAACAACUGCUAUAAAAAGGCUCAACUUGAUACGUGAGGUUCUGCCUCCGAUUGCUCGAUUUUCGUAGUGGUUGUUGACAAUGAGAAAUUCGGUGAAUCGACCUCCAACGCCAGAUGCAGCGGAGGAUCCAGGGAAAGAGCCUACGCUUCAAGAAAUUAUCAACAUUAAGUUAAUUGAGAGUGGAGAAAAGGAGCGAUUGAUGGAACUUUUGAGGGAAAGGCUUAUAGAAUGUGGAUGGAAAGAUGAAAUGAAAGCUCUUUGCAGGGCAUUUAUAAAGAAGAAAGGAAGGACCAAUGUUACUGUGGAUGACCUUGUACAUGUAAUUACCCCUAAGGGCAGAGCCUCUAUUCCUGAUUCCAUAAAGGCUGAGCUGUUGCAAAGAAUUCGGACUUUUCUUGUUCAAGCUGCUGUUUGAUACACAAGCUAUGAGUGUUGUGGAGUAGUUCUGCUCAGGACCAUUAAUAGUGUGGAAGCAUAGUCUAGCAUCAUCGCCACAAGUUACCUUGUGGGAGUGGAGGUAACUGUGAUUUAAGUUAGUCAUAUUGCACGUUGCAAAACCAAGGAGUGAAAAAUCGUACGACUAAAGCAGGAAAGAAGUUUCAUUAGUUUAUUCCUUUUACUUACAAUGUCCGAAAAAUUCAGUUUGGCAUAUAUAUUGUGUAAUGUUUCUCAACACAACUACUUCCAUUCCUGUAACUGCUUUGUUCUGGUUUGGUACCCAAUUCAACUGCCACUGGGAGAUAGUUCCUUUAAUUUGUCUGACAAGAUCAAAUAGCAUUAUGCUGAUUUAAUCAUUUCUGUUGAUUAUCUUUUCUUGAA